Messenger RNA from Haliotis rubra (blacklip abalone), 1890 nucleotides. RefSeq names its product cilia- and flagella-associated protein 206-like. The record is from RefSeq and is a predicted model, not a curated record. Gene Ontology annotation, biological process: regulation of cilium beat frequency. Gene Ontology annotation, cellular component: ciliary basal body; axoneme. The transcript is spliced from 16 exons. Lineage: Eukaryota; Metazoa; Mollusca; Gastropoda; Lepetellida; Haliotidae. Bases 165 to 1844 code for a protein of 559 amino acids.
CCUCACACUGCGCACGCAUUGAUCGUCAUGGUGAUGUCAACAUCAUGGCGGCAGAACGAAAUCAUUUUUGAGAUGCAUUCUGCCUAAACGUUCACUCGCACAACAGCUAUUUAUGAUUGAAUCAAACAAAUUUUUCAUGGUGGAAGAUCACUGACACCUUCAAGAUGUCUCGUGCACAGGCAGAGAGUGUCAUUAAGAACAUCAUCCGAGAAAUAGCACAAGAAUGUGCCAGCAAGGGACAGGCUGUCUCCGAAACACUUGUUGCUUUUAUGGUGAAAGCAGUUGUGUUGGAUCCUUCAAACGAAUUCAACGUUGACCGGACAUUGACCAAAGAAGAUGUUCAGAAACUCAUCAAGUUAUGUGUUGACUCCUUGAUGGACAACCGGUCCCCGUCCCUUGACACUGUGAAGAUGCAGGUGUACUUCGACAUGAACUACACAACAAGAUCUGACUUCCUGGAGGAACAUCGUCGUGUCCUUGAAUCUCGCCUUCAGCCAGUCAUCAGGGAGAUCACAGACAGCCGAGCCAGGACGCGGGAAGAACUGGAGAGUCUGUAUCGGAAGAUUGUCUCUGCCGUUCUCCUCCGAUCUGGUCUGGGGAGCCCCACAGACAUCGCUGUCGUCAGAGAGGCCACAGCUGCCCUGCAGAGUGUGUUUCCUCAGACUGAGCUGGGCACGUUCAUGUCACUGACCAAGAGAGACAAGGAAAGACAACUCCUGGAGCUGACGAUGAUAGUAACUGGAAUCCGACUGUUUAACAAGGAGUGCGGGAAGGGUGGAGAAGGCAUUGAUGACUUGCCGGCAAUCCUUAAUGAAGCUGUCCCUGCUACGACUCAAAGUGUGGACACAGAGAUCCAGGGGACUCUCAAAUGUGCCUACGAGUACACAGCUCUGAUUGAACACAUUUACCACAAUGAGGGAUUUGAUGGCCCAUCCCUGCAGCUGCUGAAGGAGGCUCUCAUCAACACUCGCCAACAUGAAGCCUUCCUCCGGGUCAUACUGAAUGACGUCAUUAGCUGUGCCCACCAGGUGGAGCAGCUGGAGAAUCAGCUGGCACAGCGUAUGGAACAGCUGCAGGCAACUGUGCAGUCCAAGACAGCUGUGCCCACAGCACAAGUUUAUCCCCAGUUCAUCCAUCUGGCCCAGCUGUGGAGCGGCUUCCAGGACGAGAUGGUCCUCCUCAGCGUGCUAAGCAACAUCCUCGCCAGCUUGGAGCCCUUCACUAGGGGUCACAAGGAACUAUUCAGUGAUGAGAUUCUCAACCCCUACCUGGAGAAUCUCACCAUCCCGAGCGAUGAGGAGCGGAUCAAGCAGACCUCUACCGAUGAGCAGAGAAUCAACCCAAAGGACUAUCAGGUAGAGUCGUAUGACUGGCUCUUCCCUGAAACCACCAAGAACUUCAACAAACUACCUUUACAAUAUCGGGGCUACUGUGCAUUAUCCCUGGCCAAGUAUGACCGUCUGCUCAUCCCCUCCAACCCAGAGAUCGGUGUCCUGAGAUUCAGAGAUCAUCACUACGCUUUCUCCAGCAGAGAGGCAGCCUAUGAGUUUGCUCAGAACCCAGCUGCAUACAUCCAGCUUGUUGCUGAAGGAGCCAAGAGAAGCCCAGAGCUGAUACAACUCCUAGAACUCCAUACACAGUUCUCCACUAUCUCACCAUACUCACAGGGCAGAGAUACAGGGAAGAUGAUCGAGAAGCCCGUCACAAAGAACGACAGUGGGACACAGACGGACACUCACUUCAUGGAGUCCAACAUCGUCAAGACAUACGAGUGGAAUGAAUGGGAACUCAGGAGAAAGGCGAUCAAACUGUCCAACCUCAGCAACUUGAGGACCAAAGUCUAGCCAAAGUAAGUCUCCAUGCAGAAACCGCUUAAGUAAAACCUCAGCA